Messenger RNA from Drosophila ficusphila, 935 nucleotides. RefSeq lists its product as uncharacterized. The record is from RefSeq and is a predicted model, not a curated record. Lineage: Eukaryota; Metazoa; Arthropoda; Insecta; Diptera; Drosophilidae. The annotation marks the transcript as partial. The transcript has a single exon.
CAAAAGUCACCUGUGCCGAAGUGACACUUUAUUAUGUUCCAACUUGUUUUCCGUUUCGUCAUUUUAUUUUAACAACAAAUAUUACAUUUGCGCCAUGUUUCCUGCUUGUUUUUCGGCAUUCGUUUAUUAAAUGUGGCGUGCACGUGUUGGUAAACUAACACACACGCAGACGGUGGCACUCAUACAUUCGCGGCUAGGCAGCAGACACGACGGUCGCCACACUCACACACAGACACAGACAUCCUGCUCACACCGACACACACUCCGCGCAGACAAUGUGAUUCCGCCAUUAAUAUUAACGUUAAAGAAGCAACAACAAAACGCUCAUCAAACAUGCGGCGUUUAGUACGCAAACAGACACACACACGCACACAACCAGGCUAACCGAAAGGACAAACGAUUGUGUCGGUGUGUGUGAGAGCGAGCGAGAGAGCUGUCGGCCAUUUCCUUUCGUCUUUCGCCUCUUUCCGGUGCGUUGAAAGUUUCGCUUUUCGUUUUUCGUUCGCUGGUUGUUUUUCUGUUUUUUUCUUUUUGGUGUCUCUCAGUUGGCGUCGAGCAUUUCCUUAAGGCAAACGCUGCUUUGAUUUGCCCUCCGCGUGUGCCCCAAAAAAAAUUCUGAAAUAUUUCGAAAAUAUUCCGGGAAAAUCGUGAGGUGUUUUUCCAAAUAGCGAAUCAUGGCUUUGGUGGCCCACCGAAUGAUGUUGCCCGCGCGGCAUCGUCGCAACACCACUCAGCAGGUGGCCCGCAACAAAGUGGGCGUCCUGUUGGUUCCAAGUGUCGCGGAUUACUAUGGCGGCGAGUUGCCACCGCCCCAGGCCACGCCCACACCCACGCCGGCCGUCUCCCAGUUGCAUCUGCCACUGGAUGCAACGGAAACAGCCAACGAUGGCAGCAACGGAAAUGUAAGUGCAACAAGUCGGUGCAACGCCCCAGAU